AUGGAACCUACUUACUUUGACCCUGCAAUCUAUCAAACCCAACAUGAAGGCAGCGAAAGCCUAGCGAUCAACAACAAGUUUAUUCAUCGUUUCUUGGCACGUUUAGCACUUCAUACUACAGCCAAAAUCUUCACUAGAAACGGCCCCUGCAUACCGAUUUCGAGACGUAUGAUGCUCAAAACGGGAUGCUCAGUACACCUAACUGAAGCGGUCACGAUGAAGUAUGUUGCUGAACACACGUCAAUUCCUGUACCAAAAGUCUAUUGCUCUUUCCUCCACAAGAAGAAAGCGUAUAUCGUCAUGGAACGAAUCACAGGCGAAGAUCUGGCAACCGUUUGGAAGCAUUUAUCCAAGCAAUCUCUUCAGAAAAUAUUCGCACAGUUAAAGGAUAUGAUACAAGAGCUUCGAAAUUUGGAGCCUCCGCCUGGAACAGGGAUAGAGAGUUGCGUUGGUGGCUCUUUAUACGAUUCCCGCCUGCCGCACGGGACUCCGCGCUUCGGACCUUUCAAAUCAACCCAAGAGUUCCAUCGUUGGCUAAGGAAGAAUCUUGAGGCAACGCAAAUAGGCAGCCAUGUCACCAGUGAGGACGCGGACGACAUUAAAGCAAUGAUUGCUAAACAUGACGGUCCUUGGCCCGCUCCAGUUUUUACACAUUGUGAUUUGAACCCAUCUAAUAUCUUAAUUAGUGGGGAUAAGAUAGUUGGGAUUAUUGAUUGGGAGUUCUCAGGAUGGUACCCUCCCUAUUGGGAGUACACGUCUGCUUGGCUUGGAAACCUGCUUAGAACCGAGUGGCAGGAGAUUCUUAUUUCAUUGCUCGACCCAUAUCCCGAAGAACUGGACAUGGAAAAGACCCGUCACAAGUGGUGGGGUGAAUGGUGA
Molecule: messenger RNA, 879 nt
Organism: Exserohilum turcica Et28A
Lineage: Eukaryota; Fungi; Ascomycota; Dothideomycetes; Pleosporales; Pleosporaceae
Exons: 1
Coding region: 1-879 (292 amino acids)
Source: RefSeq, a predicted model, not a curated record